AUGGGGAACGCACAUUCGGGUCGAACCCGAACCACUCUGGGAGUCGUAGGGAACGUAAUCUCUGCAUGUCUUUUCCUCUCUCCAGUACCUACAUUCAAGACAAUAUACCAGAAGAAAGAUGUCGAAAGUUUUGAUCCAAAACCUUACCUUUGUACGGUGUUGAACUGUUUGUUAUGGUGCUUCUACGGAAUGCCAUUUGUUAAUCCAAACAGUAUUCUAGUAGUGACUAUCAAUGGAGCGGGGCUGAUCAUGGAGCUAAUAUAUCUUGCCAUAUUCUGCUAUUAUGCUUCGAAAGAAGGAAGAAGAACGAAAGUCAUCAAAACAAAGAGUGUGGAAUACAUGACACCUUGGCUCUCUCUUUGCAACACUCUGAACGGUGCUUGCUGGGCGUCCUAUGCUCUUAUAGGGAAAGUAGACUACUUCAUUCUUCUCAGCAACGGUCUCGGUUUUAUUCUUGGAGCAAUUCAAUUGAUUAUAUAUGGGAUAUACUACCGCAAUAGCAAACCUGCAGAAGUUGAAGAGCUUGAUGAUGACAAUAAGAAGCUGCCUGCCAUUGAAAUGCAACCAGCUGAGAACAUGGUCUAA
Molecule: messenger RNA, 585 nt
Organism: Argentina anserina (silverweed cinquefoil)
Lineage: Eukaryota; Viridiplantae; Streptophyta; Magnoliopsida; Rosales; Rosaceae
Product: bidirectional sugar transporter SWEET7b-like
Exons: 2
Coding region: 1-585 (194 amino acids)
Biological process (GO): carbohydrate transport
Cellular component (GO): membrane
Molecular function (GO): sugar transmembrane transporter activity
Source: RefSeq, a predicted model, not a curated record